Messenger RNA from Ochotona princeps (American pika), 3154 nucleotides. It is a transcript of the gene ZFP36L1, whose product is annotated as ZFP36 ring finger protein like 1. Bases 173 to 1231 code for a protein of 352 amino acids. The record is from RefSeq and is a predicted model, not a curated record. The transcript is spliced from 2 exons. Lineage: Eukaryota; Metazoa; Chordata; Mammalia; Lagomorpha; Ochotonidae. Gene Ontology annotation, molecular function: metal ion binding; mRNA binding.
AACUAUAAAUUGGGCUUUACGCGCCGCAGCCCGGGAGAGGGAGAAAGGCGAGGGGGCGCCGGGAGUAGGCGUGCGGGAGCCCAGAGCCCUGAGCCGGAGGCUGCGCCUUCCCCGCACCGGGAGCCUAGCCACGCACCAGACCCUCGCCUCUGCCCAGUAGCGAGCGCCUAGGAUGACCACCACCCUCGUGUCUGCCACCAUCUUCGACUUGAGCGAAGUUUUAUGCAAGGGUAACAAGAUGAUUAACUACAGUACUCCCAGCGCCGGGGGCUGCCUGCUGGACAGGAAGGCAGUGGGCACCCCUGCCGGUGCGGGCUUUCCUCGGAGGCAUUCGGUCACCCUGCCCAGCUCCAAAUUCCACCAGAACCAACUCCUCAGCAGCCUCAAGGGCGAGCCGGCGCCCGCGGCCCUGACCUCCCGGGACAGCCGCUUCCGAGACCGCUGCUUCUCCGAGGGGGGCGAGCGGCUGCUGCCCGCCCAGAAGCAGCCCGGGAGCGGCCAGGUCAACUCGAGCCGCUACAAGACCGAGUUGUGCCGCCCCUUCGAGGAGAACGGCGCCUGUAAGUACGGGGACAAGUGCCAGUUUGCGCACGGCAUCCACGAGCUGCGCAGCCUGACCCGCCACCCCAAGUACAAGACGGAGCUGUGCCGCACCUUCCACACCAUCGGCUUCUGCCCUUAUGGGCCCCGCUGCCACUUCAUCCACAAUGCCGAGGAGCGCCGCGCCCUGGCCGGGGCCCGGGACCUCUCCGCCGCCGCAGCAGCCACCGCAGCCGCCGCCGCAGCCGCCGCUGACCGUCCCCGCCUCCAGCACAGCUUUAGCUUUGCUGGGUUUCCCAGUGCCGCCGCCACCGCCGCCGCCACGGGGCUGCUGGACAGCCCUACGUCCAUCACCCCACCCCCCAUCCUGAGCGCCGAAGACCUCCUGGGCUCACCUACCCUUUGCGAUGGCGCCAGUAACCCCUUCGGCUUCUCCAGCCAGGAGCUGGCCAAUCUCUUUGCCCCUAGCAUGGGGCUGCCCGGGGGUGGCUCCCCUACCGCCUUCCUCUUCCGGCCCAUGUCCGAGUCCCCUCACAUGUUUGACUCGCCCCCCAGCCCCCAGGAUUCUCUCUCGGACCAGGAGGGCUAUCUGAGCAGUUCCAGCAGCAGCCACAGCGGUUCCGACUCCCCCACCUUGGACAACUCAAGGCGUCUGCCCAUUUUCAGCAGACUUUCCAUCUCAGAUGACUAAAGCCUGGGUAGGGAAGGAGACCACCCCAUCCACCCCUGACCCUGCCUGCUCCACUGUCCCGGCCCCCCCCAGCCCUGCGCCCACCCGGUUCCCCAACAAGGUUAAGCUCAACCCCUUUCACCCCCUCCAACACACACACACACACACACACAGGACCUUGGCGUGCCCCUCCCUCGGCCCCCUGGUGUUCCCACCCACCCAACAAGGACAAGUCCAUUUGGCAGUAGCUUCUAUUGGCUUGAAACUCCCCCUCCCUUGAAGAUUUUUUUUUUUACAGCCCAUUCACGCAUAACAAGGACAAGUCCCGUGUUUGUCAGUAGUUGCCUCUUUCCGACUUAAGCCUUAAGUGCCAAAUCACAAGAGAGAGAGAAAAAAAAAGAGCAGUAUCCGUUUACAGAAGCAUCUUAGUGCCUUGUAACCGAACUUUGUCACUGUGACUACAUUACCUCUUUAGCGCCAGGGGGCACCCUUGGGCCUCCCGGAGCCGCUGCCCAGGGGGAGGGGACGGAAGAGGGAGGGGGCAGUGACCCCAAUCAGCAGCUCCCCCCUCGGGCGACAGAACUGCACCUUCCCUUGUGUCGCGCACACUUCCUCUCUUUCCAGGACCCCCCUCCCCCUUCGCGGGGGGGAAGAAUCGAUUAUUGGCAAACUUUUUUUUAGGGGGGGGUCGAAACCUCAUCUUGAUACUUCUUCCCCAUCCUGAACCCCUGUUGACUAAUCUUGCCUGGGUUUGUAUAGCCGUGCAGGAAGGAAGACUGGGAAAAGUGGACGAAGAUGUUGACCCAAGUGGGACUUUGUGAUUUAAUUUUUUUUUUUUUUGGUCGUUUUUGUUUUAUAAAGUGGGGAGGAAGGGGAUGCUAGAUGGACUCUGAGAGACUUGAUUUUGGUGCUAAAGUUCCCCAAUCCAUAUGUGACAUCUUUUAAGGAAAAAAAUAACAACAAAAAAUGAGAGAAAAGCUUAAAAAAAUGUAAGGGGUGAGCAGUUAAUGGUAUUCAUUCCACAUACAAUAUCUGUGUAAAACGUUUUCCUGUAGAAAUAGCUUUGAUGGUUUAUUUGCUCUAGAAUACCGUAGGUCUAUCCUUAGAGCAUUCACGCCAUGCUUUUUUUUUUUCCCUGGGAUUUAAACUUCAUAUAACUUUCAGAAAUUGGAGAGCAAAAAUUUUGCUUGUCACUGCACAUCAAUAUAAAAAAGCUUAUUUAACUUAUCAAAACGUAUUUAUUGCCAAACUAUGCUUUUUUUUGUUAAUUUUGUUCAUAUUUAUCGGGAUGACAAAUCCAUAGAAUAUAUUCUUUUAUGUUAAAUUAUGAUCUUCAUAUUAAUCUUAAAUUUUGUGACGUGUCUUUCCUUUUUUUUCCACAGUUUUAAUAUAUUAUUCUUCAACAACAUUUUUUUGUAACUUUACACUUUUUUUGGUUAUUUUAUUUUAAAAAAAAUGAAAAAUUAAUUUAAAAAAAUGCAAAAAACUGUUGGAUUAUUUAUUUUAGAAAUCCCCCCCCACACACCCCCGUUUGUGUUGGACUGCAAAUUGAGUUUCUUUCUCUUUAGGCCUUUCACAACUAGGACUGGGAAUGUAUGAUAAAGUUCUGUGACAGAGCAGACGGAAAACAGGUUGUCCUGGGUAGCUUCUAGAAGGGGAAAUAAUAAAUGAGGAAAAACCCUUUGGCUUCCACGUGUCCAUCUCGACAUUCCGCUGGCAGAGCUGAGCUUCUGGAGUCUUGGUGUGGAGUUUUCCGAUGUUAGUGUAAACAGAACUGGCGCACACACACAUUGAAGUUGAAUGUAAUUAUUUCUCUUGGCUGGCCACUACCAUUGCUUUCUUAUUUCUUUGUGUGAACUUAUUUAAAAGGAAAAAAAAAAAACCUCUUUUUUUGUAACGACUAUUUGCAGUUUUAAAAAAAUCAAUAAACCCCGUUUUUGGUUU